AUGCGCUCCUUUGCAACUCUCGCUGCCGUCCUCCCUGCCGUGCUCGCAAUGCCUCUCGAAUUCACCACUCAUCACCAACAUCCACCUUCCUCCUGUGUCAUCGCGGGCGUCGCUUAUCCACACCCUCCGCAUGCCCUCGUCCUCCUUGAAAGACGAGAACUUAGCCCUCCCGCUGGAGUAUCUGAGCGCGCUUUCAUUGAAUUCCUAGUUUUAUGUCACCAGUCCGAUCAUUCAUCCUCUAGCCCGCUCGUCGCUCGUCAGCAAGGUAGCUCCUUGCCUGGAGAUUUAGGGGAUCUGACAGGGAGUAAUAGCACGGCUGGCAUAGCCAAUCUAGUCGGAGGCGCUCCACAGAGUUCCUCGGCUACAGGUAAUCAGAGUGCUAGCUCUUCCGCAGCCAAGCCUUCGCCGACUCCCGCAGCUGCUACCUCACCUGCCCACUCUGUCGCUGGCUCCCCAUCCGCUGACUCCCCAGGGGAUACACCUUCAGAGACGCCUGAACUUGCAACUGGGCCCACGACAUCUGGAAACUCCACUGGUAGUCCCUCCGCAGGCAAUGACGCUCCCGGAAUUCUACCCAACUCCGCGGGGAGCUUUCCUUCUGAAAACAUAUCUGCGACCACGGAUAACAACGCUUCCCACGACGCGAGUGCAUCCGAGACACCACAGCCCGUCCCAUCUACGUCUGACACGCCCUCUGACACCGCGACACCCCAGAUUCUUACUUUCAACCUCGACAGCCCUCUCGGGAGCACCACCCUUAACCCGUCAUCCGCCAACUUUGACGACCCAUCUGACGGCCUUGACGAACCAGCAAUCGAUGUUGAUGGGGAACCCGUCGGCGAUGAAGAGCCACCGAUGUUGACGUACGAUGCGGCUGUGUCUAGACCUCGAGGGAUGUGA
This is a messenger RNA of Suillus clintonianus, 900 nucleotides long. RefSeq lists its product as uncharacterized. The transcript has 2 exons. Lineage: Eukaryota; Fungi; Basidiomycota; Agaricomycetes; Boletales; Suillaceae. The record is from RefSeq and is a predicted model, not a curated record. Bases 1 to 900 code for a protein of 299 amino acids.